Molecule: messenger RNA, 1026 nt
Organism: [Torrubiella] hemipterigena
Lineage: Eukaryota; Fungi; Ascomycota; Sordariomycetes; Hypocreales; Clavicipitaceae
Source: the annotation of a GenBank genome assembly
AUGACGAGGCCACGGGGGUCCUCUAUCAAUAGCGAGGAGAGCGCCUCCACGGCCAGGGAGCAGGAGUUGGGCAGCAUGUAUGAUUAUCUAGCAAAGAUUAUUCUCUUGGGCCCCAGCGGCUCUGGCAAGUCCUGUCUGCUGCACAGAUUUGUCAAGAAUGAAUGGCGGGUCCUGUCUUCGCAGACAAUAGGAGUCGAGUUUGCAAGCAAGAUUAUCAAAGUCGGCACCGGAGCCCGUCGAAAGCGCAUCAAGUUGCAGCUUUGGGAUACUGCCGGAACCGAACGAUUUCGAUCUGUUUCUCGAUCAUACUACCGCGGCGCUGCGGGCGCCAUUCUCGUCUACGACAUUGCGUCACACGCCUCCUUCCGCGGCAUCCAGCCCUUCCUGAACGAUGCUCGAGCCCUCGCAUCCCCGAAUCUGAGCGUCAUGCUUGUUGGAAACAAGGUCGACCUUACUGCCGAAGACGAAGACAUGCCGCCGCCGACGCCGAUAACGCCGAGCAGCUAUGGCUCGACGUACACCAUCACGCCGAGCUCGGCAUCGACUACCAACACGAUUAGCAGCAUGAGCACUAUUCGAAACAGAGACCAUGCUGGAUCCGUCAGCUCUGCGACGCAGCAGCGCGCCACAGUGGCCCUGGAUGGCCGCGAGGUGUCUACGGCAGAGGCUACCAGAUGGGCUAGCACUGUCGGCAUAUCCGUUGUUACAGAGGCUAGCGCGUUGAACGGUGAGGGCGUCGACGAAAUCUUUGAACGACUGGCGCGUAUGAUUCUCACCAAUAUUGAGCUGGGCGAUAUCGAUCCAGAUGAUCCCAUGAGCGGCAUUCAGUACGGCGAUAGUGGCGGCUGGAACACGGCCAGCGAUGGGGCGAGCAUCAAGAGCUCCAUGACGGGCGCGACGGUGGACGAUGGUCUGCGUCGACGAAGAAAGCCCAAAACUCGUGGACAGAACUGGACGGGCCUGCGAGAGUGGGAGGAAGUGUUUACGCUGAGCAGUAGCCGCCGCCGUGGUAGUAACUGCUGCUAG